AUGACACUUCCGAACCCCUUCUCCCGCAGCUCACCACCACCACCACCACCACCAACAUCCAACAUCACCACCCCCAAACCCGACAUUGAAACUGCCAUCCGCCCCAUCUCCCCUCCCGACAACGCCAGCCUCCCACCAAGCACAACCAUCACCCUCUCCCCUCCUGCCCUUCCCCUCCCCCCAACAAACAAGCUCACAACCCCCCAGUUCAUCUACCUCUUCCUCCUCGACGGCCUCGGCGCCCUGAUCCUAUCAGGCGGCAUCAACUUUGCAAUCGCCUACGCAAUGUACACCGCCCCUCAGUACACCACCAGCCCUGGCACCAACCCAGACGGAACCCCCCAGCCCCCAGACAAGAUCACGUUAUGGUCCUUCCCCUCGACGCUGGCGGGCGACGCGGCGGUAACCAUCAUCCUCCAAUGUCUCGUCACCUGGCUCAUUGAGCUGUUCCUUGUGAACCGUGACCUCAAGACCGGGGGUGUACCUCCCAUAGGAAUGUUCAGCUCUUCUUCUCUGCUCAGUAACAACAGAUUGGUUAGGUGGCUUUGCUCGUUACCGGCGACGGUGCCGGUGGUGUCAUCUGGGGGCGAUGAGAAGGGGGGUAGGGGCCGUCUGGAAGAGGUUGUCGUCUCUGUGUGGCCUUACCCAUCAUCGGGGGCCGGAAUUCUUGGAUGGGGAGGGUUCCUCUUGGGCCAGGCGGCGAGGAGCAUGCUUGUGGCGGUGGUCAGUUUUUUGAUCUUUUGGGGGCCGACGGUGGGGUUGUUGAUUGCUGCCGGGAAGGCAAACGGAAAGGGGGACUGGGAGUAUGAUGCUACUUGGGCGCCGCAGGUGUUUAAGCUUGUUUUGGGAGGAGUGUUGGGGUUGGUGACUACGCCGGUUAUGGCCGGGGUUUGGCUUGUUAGGGCUGGGUUGGUUAUGGGGGAGGGCGAUAAUGAGGAGGAGGAGGGCGGAGAGCAAUGA
Molecule: messenger RNA, 960 nt
Organism: Podospora anserina S mat+
Lineage: Eukaryota; Fungi; Ascomycota; Sordariomycetes; Sordariales; Podosporaceae
Exons: 1
Coding region: 1-960 (319 amino acids)
Source: RefSeq, a predicted model, not a curated record